This is a messenger RNA of Aspergillus tanneri, 1236 nucleotides long. RefSeq names its product CaiB/BaiF CoA transferase family protein. The transcript has a single exon. The record is from RefSeq and is a predicted model, not a curated record. NCBI's taxonomy places the organism in Eukaryota, Fungi, Ascomycota, Eurotiomycetes, Eurotiales, Aspergillaceae. Bases 1 to 1236 code for a protein of 411 amino acids. Gene Ontology annotation, molecular function: catalytic activity.
AUGAGUCUGUCGCGGCCUUUUGCUAAGGCGCUGAGUCGCCACGUUCCGGCUGCCCGCAAUGCAUCAACACACGCCGCACCAUCCAAUCCCAAAGGUCCCCUCUCAGGUAUCACCGUGGUCAGUUUGGAACAAGCCAUUGCCGCUCCGUUCUGUACCAGACAGUUGGCCGAUCUAGGCGCACGGGUCAUUAAAGUCGAAAGGCCUGGAGUGGGUGACUUUGCACGCAAUUAUGAUACUCGCGUCAACGGACUCGCCUCGCAUUUUGUCUGGGCAAAUCGGUCCAAGGAAAGCCUGGCACUUGAUCUAAAGAAACCGCGCGAUCACCAAAUUCUAAUGCAUUUACUACGCCAGACGGAUGUUCUCGUUCAAAACUUAGCUCCUGGUGCCAGCGCAAGGCUCGGCCUAUCGCAUGAAAGCUUGAAGGAGGACCAUCCGUCGCUUAUUGUCUGCAAUAUUUCAGGGUAUGGUCCUGAAGGACCUUAUCGCAAUAAAAAGGCUUACGAUCUUCUUGUGCAAAGCGAGGCUGGCAUGUUAUCUGUCACUGGCACAGGCACAGAACCAGCCAAGGUUGGCAUAUCCAUUGCGGAUAUUUCUGCCGGCAGCUACGCAUACUCCAACAUUUUGGCCGCUCUGAUCCAGAGGGAUAGAGACCCAAAACGAGCUGGAUCUAAUAUUGAUAUUUCCAUGUUGGAGAGCAUGGUCGAAUGGAUGGGAUUCCCCAUGUACUACGCAUACAAUAAUGCAUCUGGUCCGAAACCGGUCGGGGCAUCCCACGCCGCCAUUUAUCCGUAUGGGCCUUUUGAAACCGGCGGUGGCAAGACAGUGAUGCUGGGAAUUCAGAACGAGCGAGAAUGGGCAAAAUUCUGCGAUCUCGUCCUUGGCAAGCCUGACAUCGCGACAGAUGAGCGAUUCGUCAACAAUUCCUUGCGUGUUAAGAACCGCGACGCGCUGAAAAGCAUCAUCUGUGAGGCAUUUUCGACUCGCUCUGCCGCAGAAGUGCUCCAUCUCCUCGACGAAGCCUCCAUUGCAAAUGCGAGUGUCAACGAUAUGCAAGGUGUUUGGGAUCAUCCUCAACUGAAAUCGCGCGGUCGCUGGACAGAAGUAUCCACUCCCAUGGGGAAAGUACCAGCGUUGAUACCACCGGGAAUGAACCAAGAUGCCCGUAUGGAUGCGGUGCCUGAUGUUGGAGAGCAUAAUACAUCCAUAUUAGCAGAGUUGGGCAUUGAGGAGGAAUAA